Molecule: messenger RNA, 2169 nt
Organism: Trematosphaeria pertusa
Lineage: Eukaryota; Fungi; Ascomycota; Dothideomycetes; Pleosporales; Trematosphaeriaceae
Exons: 2
Coding region: 1-2169 (722 amino acids)
Biological process (GO): cytoplasmic microtubule organization
Cellular component (GO): nucleus; microtubule plus-end; cytoplasm
Molecular function (GO): microtubule plus-end binding
Source: RefSeq, a predicted model, not a curated record
AUGGGCGGCGAUGGCCAGGAUAUCGAGGUUGGCGACACUGUGGACGUGCCGGGCGGCAUGCACGGUGUCGUCAAGUUUAUCGGAAGCGUUCGCGGAAAGAAAGGUGUCUUCGCUGGAGUAGAGCUCAGCAGAGAGUUCGCCGCGCGUGGGAAGAACGACGGCGACGUCGACGGCACGCGGUAUUUCACGACUUCGGUUCCGGGCUCCGGUAUAUUCCUGCCUGUACAUCGUGCGACGAAACGAUCCUCUCCUACCUUGACCUCCGAGACCUUCCCUCCUACGCCUACGACGCCGUCCUUCAAUACCUUCAGCCUCUCAACGAGAGAAAAGCCCAACUCCAGCCCCGAUACGCCGUCUAUACCCAAGUUCUCGCAGUCAGUAGGCCCUGGAGCGCGCGCGCCUAGUCCCGUCUUCAAACCAAAGGGAAGGCCCUCGCUACCGCGCCCAGAAUCACCCUUCCGCAAGCAACCAAAUUUGGCUCCCACACCUGGGCGAAAUGGUUCUAUUACACCCGCUGGUUUCUCGAAGAGCGCCAUUGGCCCUCCGAGGUUUAACAGUCCUGGUCCAAGAACCGCGGCUUUCCAGAAACCGCCGCGGACGCCAGGUCCAUCUCGGCCAUUUUCACGCAACAACUCACGUUUGGGACAGCAUGACACUAUAGAUGAAGACACGGAAGUAACCCCAACUGGAGUCGUUCGUGCAAGCAAUGGUUCGAUGGCGAGCUCGACAACGCGAAGGCCUGGUUCAAAUCAAUCUGACGGCGAGGUGCAGCGCCUCACCAAGCUGCUAGAAGAGCGUGAUAAGCAGUUAAAAGAGCAAGCGGCUUCGCUGGCGGAAAUGGAGACCAGCUUGGCUGAGAUUCAAACUCUCAUGCCGGAGGAUGGCAUGGAUCUGGGGCGUCCAAGGAGCAACGGUAACGAGCCGAGUGAUGUUGUCCAGCUCCGCGCUCUUCUCCGAGAGAAGAAUGAUAAGAUCGCCAUGCUUACUGCUGAAUUUGAUGCGCAUCGAGCCGACUUCCGAAGUACCAUCGACACUCUUGAGAUGGCAAGUACCGAGACAGAGCGCGUGUAUGAGAGAAAAGUGGAAGAGCUCCAGGAUGAGCUUAGGGAACUGCAAUCGAGGGGUGAAGACGUUGAAAGCGUCGCGAGGCAGUUAAAACAACUAGAAGAACUCGUGCAAGAGUUGGAGGAAGGAUUGGAGGAUGCUAGGAGAGGUGAAGCGGAAGCUCGAGGGGAAGUUGAGUUCCUACGCGGUGAAGUCGAGCGCGGCCGAUCAGAAUUACGGAGGGAACGAGAGAAGGCUGCAGCAGCUCUGAAGGGCGCGGGAGCGAUGGUGGACGGCCCGCUCACCCCAGGAUCAAGAGAAGUGGAACAGCGAGACGAUGAAAUCCGCGGUCUGAAAGCCAUCAUCCAUUCCUUGAGCUCCGGGCCUGAAGAGCACGGCCGAUCGCCCUUGUCGCGUCAGGGAUCUUCAGUGAACCCAGAAGAACUGAGGAGCGUUCAAGCGAAGGCAGAGCGCCUCGAACGCGAGAAAGAAGAGCUGCGCGGGCUCGUUGAACGGAAAGCUUACCGAGAGGAAGAGCUAGAGCGGGAAAUCGAGAGAUUGAAGAGCCAGGUGGGCACUCCCGACCAACGUGAGAGCGUCAUCAGCAAUAGUCUGUCCGAGCGUACGGCAAUGCAGGACAAGCGAUCCUCCGGACGAGACUCUAAAGGCACGGUUGUCAGCUGGAGAGGGUCACCACAAGCGGCACGCCGGGAAGCACCAUCAACGCUUGAGCCCAUGAUGGAGUCUGACGGGCACUCGUCAGCUGAUGGUAGUGUACUUUGGUGCGAAAUCUGCGAGACGGGCGGCCACGACAUCCUUAACUGCUCUGCCAUGGGAGGAGACGGCAUAUCCAAGCCUCACUCGAGCGCGAACCGCAGCGGAAAAGACGUGGUCAUCGAAGGCCUCCGAAAUCUUUCUGUUUCGUCCGAUAGGCCUCGACCUUCGGCUGGUACUCCCAGCAAAGCGCCAGGCAACGCCCCUACGGCGCCGCUCCCGAUACCUUCGUUUAAUUCAUCGCUGGUGCCUCCAAAGGGAGCCACGGUAGCUGAUCCGGAUAAGUGGUGUGCGCUGUGCGAGAGCGAGGGUCAUGAUGUCACGGCAUGCCCUAAUGAAGAUGCUUUCUAG